This is a messenger RNA of Mesocestoides corti, 2436 nucleotides long. NCBI's taxonomy places the organism in Eukaryota, Metazoa, Platyhelminthes, Cestoda, Cyclophyllidea, Mesocestoididae. The record is from the annotation of a GenBank genome assembly.
AUGUCUACAAGAAUGAGAUCAAUAAAUUCAACCGCUGAGUAUAACCUUCAGACAAAAGAGAAUUUCAUUCGGCGAUGUUUCACUUGUAAAGAGUGCACGCAAUUUGUCGGAGAUAGCACUGCCGGGAGUCCGGAAUUGCGCUGUGGUUGUGGAGAACUACUUGAGAAUCAUUUCAAUCCAAAUGAGAAAAGUUCGCAAACUGUGUGGAGCCCCGCUUGUAUUAAAACGGUCGGACCAUCAAACGCAUACGGUGUCGUAAAGUUCUUCUCUGGUGCACAAAAUCUGCGACGAUCAGCUGAGAAAGUGAAGGGUCUCAUUGGAGCUGCUCAGGCGUCGAACGCUUGGAUACUGACGGAUGGUCUUGACUGGGGUGUUGUGUCGGUCGUGAGUGACGCCACCGAGAAGGCAGAUCGCUAUUAUUUCAGUAAAGGCAAAAUGUCAGAUCGUUUUCGAUGCAUCGGCGUUACACCAUGGGGCCAUGUGCUGAAUCGCGAAAGACUCAUCCGAAGUACAGAUGCCGAAUGGACUGCGGAAACGGGUAUCAGUCUUCUUGAAUCCAUCAUGGAACACGAGAACUUGGUGAGCUGUGUCGUUUUUGACGCAAUGGGCACUGGCGACACCUUCGACAAGGCGAUUCUCUACGCACUCAUCAAAAGCUCAACGACGGAUCCCAAUGAUCAACUUCUGAUUGCCCUGAAGUUCGGCCGCAUCGAUGUGGUCCAGGAAGAGAUUCUAUCGAAAGGCGUGAAUUACCUCAAGUCGAAAAUGCGACCCAAUAAAUUGAAAGAUAUCAUGACUACUGCUUUGCUAGAAGACCGUACAGAAUUUGUGCAAUUCUUGAUCGACCUAGAAUUGGUUAAAAUGCAAACUUACCUGGACAUGUCCACCCUUAACUGGCUGUACAACAAUGUGGAAGAUGCGUCCAUUUUGAAGACGACUCUAAACUACUACGGAGUCGUCAUGAAGCAGUCAUCGCCGAGUCUUGUCGGGACUGCACUCAUGGCCACCACGGCCAAUGUCCUGUCCAUGGACACGGAGACGGCUGGUGAAGCUAACAAAGUGCUCGAAAUGCUUUUUCAACGGCGUAGCGUACGAGCGAAACGCGAUUGGACGAAUCUGCCGACGAUUAGCGAACUCUUAUUGAAGAUGCUUGGGUCAUUUAGUAGCCCCUACUACGAAGACAUCAUGGUGAGCGACACCAUCUCAUUGGUACAGCUUGGUGGUAACACGUCGUGCUGCUCUUUGCAGGAGUUGUUUAUCUGGGCGGUCCUCUACAAUCGGAACGAUCUGGCUAUGCUAUUCUGGCAGUACGCUGAUGAUGCUAUAUCGCUUGGUCUAAUUGGCUGCAAUCUUUAUCAUAAGAUAGCGCGAGCUCUGCCGUCCUAUGACACCAACGGACAACUUAUGCUAGCCACCCAGAAACUUUGCCUUGAGCAGGUAUCAAAGGCAAUGAUUGAGCUCUGCUAUUCAAAGUCAAAUGUAAGUAGGCCUGAGAAAGCUCUUUACCUGCUUGAACGCCCGCUUAUAACGUGGGGUGACCACAGAUGUAUGCCACUGGCAGUGCAUGCUGAAUGUCGUGAAUUUAUCGCCUCAGUGGCCUGUCAACAUGCAAUCGAUUUUGAAUGGCGCGCAGGUAUCCACGCGAAUCCAGUCGCAUUGAUUCUGGGAUACAUGUGCCCGCUGCUCCUCUGCACAACCAAGUUGAUUCGUUUCGAGGAACCGUCCAAGUUGCUUGAAGUUGCCACCGGAGACGACAUAUUUCAACAACUCGGCAAAAGACUAAAACCCACGCUGGACACCACCAAAGACGAAGAGGAACCAUCAAUACCGAAUUCGAAGAAGCUUGAGAUGUUUUACCGAGCACCGAGAACCAAAUUUUGUGCUCACACGGCAAGUUCAAUUGCGUUCUAUGCAGUCUUCCUCGUCUUCUUCUCGUACACCCUUCUGUUCGGAUUGAAGGCAGACAGGGUGACUGUUCUGGAGGCGAUUUUAAUGGUCUACCUGUUUUCGUUUGGUGUUGAAACCGUUCGAAGUUUUGUGAAAUCUGCGUGGGAGAGGGGAUCCGUUGGGUUUCAUCUUGCCAAGUGGCUAAGGGGCAAUAAGUGGCACCCUUACGACGUUGCACUCAUCUUCGGUUGCGCAACUGCAAUCGCCCUACGGCUGGGCUUGGAGGAGACCUUCAUCUAUGCCAAAUCGGUGUACUCAAUCGUGCACCUUGGCAUUGUCAUCGAGUUUGACGUAGAACACGCAUUGUUGUUAAUUGUAGUGGUAUUUUUCUUCCUGCGACUCUUCCAAAUGUACGCGGUUAAUCGCAAACUUGGUCCGAAAUCGGUGAUGAUCUUUCACAUGCUCGUUGAACUGGCUGUUUUCCUGCUAAUUCUGCUCAUCUUUCUCGUGCCGUACGGCAUCUCAACUCAAGCAGUACUCUUCCCUUAU